AAUUGAUUUUGGGUUUACAUUCCACGUCUCUCUCUCUCUCCCUUCACAAGUUUACAUGGUAUCAGAGCAGAGAACGAUAUACCUGGGUAACCCAUAUUGAUAACCUCGUUUCUGGAUUUCUCGACAGUCAACAAAGCGACGACCAGCAAAGCUUUUUUUUUACUUUCUUCUCGACGUUGACCCAUACAGAUUCAGACCCCACGCACCUUCGCUGACCAUCGUCAGCCUCUUUCAAGCAAUUUCGAGCAAGUCCAGUCACGGACAAGUGCUUGUUUGUGCCUUUCACGCCAGACCCAUCCUCCGACGACCCUCGCCGGCGAUUCGUUAGCCCCCGGCGACCUCUGUCAGCCCUCGUCCUGAAGAUCCAGUGGUGUUUCUUGAACAUCAAUACUCGUCGGCCCUUUUUUCAGACUCAGAUCUUGAGUUCUGCUCUAUUUCCGACAUCACCUGUUCUUGCUGGGAACUAUACAGCCUUUUGUGCCAUCUUCUGUUGCCCUUUCCGAUCCCGUACAGGUGUGUUUGUUAGUUUUUUGUGUUGCCUAAGGUUGUGUAGGCUUGUUUUUGGAUCUUCUGGAUUCUGAUCGGUAUAUUUCAGUUCAUAUAGUUGGCUAUAGUUGAGUUAGACUUGGUUGCUGCAAUUUAUGUUGCCUUGAGGCUGUUUAUCGCUGAGUUGAUUUGGUCUUGUGCAUUUGGAAUUGUUGGUCUGCUUUUAAAAUGUCAGAGGAGAAAAACAAGGCUUCCGCUGAUACAAAAGAUGAGUUGAGUCGUGUAGAGACUUUAAAUAAUUUUUCUCUGGAUAUUUGCCAUAUUAAGUUGGAUGGUACCAACCAUUUGAUUUGGUCUCGUACUUUUACUUUGGCUAUUGAGGCCAAAGGGAUGUCAGAGUUCAUUGAGGGCCCUGUUACACCACCUGUUGAGGCGGUCGAACUCAAGAAGUUUAAAUAUCGGAAAUCGUUAAUCAUGACCUGGUUGUUUAACUCUAUGAGAGCUGAUAUUCGCCAUACUUUCCUACUGCUUGAUACUCCACAUCAGAUUUGGACUACUGCAGCCCAGACCUAUUCUCAGCAAGGUAAUGAUGCACAGUAUUUUGAGUUGAGAAAGAGGCUCCGUACAUUGGAGCAAAAUCAUCGUUCUGUUGCUGUGUAUUUUGCUGACUUGAGUGGAGCUUGGGGGGAAUUUGAUUAUUAUCAGGGCUUUCAGGCUAUUUGUGCUGUGGAUGCUGUCAAUUGGCUAAAAAGGAUGGAGAAAGAGCGUGUUUAUGAUUUUCUUGCUAGUCUUGAUUUGGAGCUUGAUCCGAUUAGAGUGCAGGUGUUGGGUCGUGUUCCGUUUCCAUCAUUGGGAGAGGCCUAUUUUAUUGUUCAACAGGAGGAGAGUAGGAGGGGUGCUAUGUUGCACCCUCCUAUUUCUGAUCGUUCUGCCCUGGUUGCUACUCCUUAGGGUCAUUUUGGUUUUGAUAGUGGGCCUAUUUUCCAAGGUGGCAAGUCCCAAUCUGGUACUAAGCGGCGGGCCUCCUGCUCGUGCAUCACUCCAGUGUGAUUAUUGCCACAACACUGGUCAUAUUAGGGAUUUUUGUUGGAAGCUACAUGGCAAGUCCUCUCGUGGGCGCGGGGGUGGACGCGGUGGCCAUGGUCGUGGUCCGGUGCGUUCUUGGGCCCAGGCCCAUGUUUCACAGUCUACCGUUGGCACCUUGCCUGAUUUUGGAUUCAGUUCUGGGAUUCAGGCAUCAUCUAAUCAUGUUGGUGGUUUUUCUCAAGGGAAAUACAAACUCUCAGGCGUCUUAUGGCUCAGGCUGAUUCUCUAUCUACUAUAACUUUCUCUUCCACAGCAGCUCCUACUUCAUUUUAUUUUGCUCACACAGGAACUGGAUACGAGGAAGGUGAUUGGCCGUGGUAAAUCACAUGGUGGCCUCUAUUUUUUGGAGUCUGCACCUCGUCCACCAUGUCAUGUGGUCUUGCUCUGCAGGCUGAUACUGGUCCAACUCUUACUAUGUUAUAUCAGUGGCACCGUCGAUUGGGUCAUCCGAUCAUUUGGAAUUUUAGAGAAACUUUUUCCUAAUUUAAUAAAACAUUGUCCUUGAAGUCAGUUUUUUUGUGAAGCUUGUGAGCUUGGAAAACAUAAACAUUCAUCUUAUGCACCUAUUAAUAAAGGGAGUGCGUCUCCUUUUACAAUUAUCCAUUCUGAUGUUUAGGGUCCUUCCCUUGUUACAUCUCUUAAAGGUUUUCGGUGGUUUGUCACUUUUAUUGAUUGUUAUUCUUGCGUUACUUGGGUGUAUUUACUUAAGUCAAAAAGUGACAUUUUUUCUUGUUUUAAGUCUUUUUAUGCCAUGAUUCGCACUUAAUUUGAUACGAAUAUUAAAAUUCUCCGUAGUAACAAUGGGACUGAGUAUAUAGAUAGGAAUUUUAGGGCAUUUCUAGAAGAAAAUGGCUUUCUUUAUCAGACGACUUGUCUUGACACUCCACAACAAAAUGGAGUUGCUGAACGCAAGAAUUGUCAUCUUGCUGAGGUAGCUCGCUCUCUUUUAUUCACCAUGAAUGUUCCCAAAUUUUUAUGGGGAGAGGCGAUUUUGACAGCUACUUAUCUUAUCAACCGUAUGCCAUCUAGUGUUCUCCGGUUCAAAACUCCUAUUGAGUGUUUUCCUCACAGUUCUCGUGUCACCACUCUCCCACCACGGGUGUUUGGUUGUGUGUGUUUUGUUCAUGCCCCUCAUCCCUCUGGGGGCAAAUUAGGUCCUAAAGCCCAUAAGUGUAUCUUUAUUGGGUACUCUCC
Rhododendron vialii is the source of this 2766-nucleotide messenger RNA. RefSeq lists its product as uncharacterized. The transcript has 2 exons. Lineage: Eukaryota; Viridiplantae; Streptophyta; Magnoliopsida; Ericales; Ericaceae. Bases 715 to 1437 code for a protein of 240 amino acids. The record is from RefSeq and is a predicted model, not a curated record.